UAUAUAUAUAUAUAUAUAUCUGGUUGCCUUGAACUCCUAGAAAUUGUAAGGAAGUUUUAUCUGGGAUCGAAAAUAAGGGGUAUUUGGAGCCAUUUAUUAUGGGUAAUGAAACACAUGGUGCUAUGAACCUUGAUUUGAAUCUGGGUCCUACUCCUGAGAUAGGGUCAGGAUCAGUGUCUAAUGAAGGUUUGGAUCGGGGUGGUUUGGUUGAUAACCGGUUCGAUCGGAUUAGAGAAGCCGUUGGGCGACACCGGUUGAGAUGGCAGCAGGUUCAAUUUCCUGCUGCAACUCAGAACCUAUCUGUGGAGUUGAAUCAAUUUACGGGGAAUUCGGACAAUGUGGGUAUGGUACAUACAGGUGAGGGCAGUAUCAUUGUGGAAGAAAGAGCGAGUGAUUUACCCAAACCACGUGAGAAUACCAAUGGAUUCUUGGAAGAUGAUGUCUCAGAAAGCAAGGAUGAUGUUGAGAAGGGAGUUAGAAAUGAUGGGAGUUUCUUCGAUUGUAACAUAUGCCUGGAUUUGGCCCGGGAACCCGUUGUAACUUGUUGUGGUCACUUGUUUUGUUGGCGUUGCAUCCACCUGUUGUUAGAUGUGCAUUCAGAUGCAAAGGAAUGUCCUGUUUGCAAAAAAGAAGUGACAGUUAAAACUCUGACCCCGAUUUACGGUAGGGGGAAAAUUGACCUUGAACCAGAAGAUGACUCAAGUCUUAAGGUCCCUCCUCGGCCCGCUGCAUGGCGGGUGGAGAGUUGGAGGCAAACUAUUCAAAGGACCACUUUAAAUCUCUCAGUGGAGGAGAUGGUUCUCCAUAUUGGAAGCAGAUUUGAUUUGGGCAAUGACCUGACUCCACGAGAGUCCAAUGGUGCCCGGGGAAUAACAGAAAUAGCUGAUUCCAUCCUUAACAGGAUCUUGACAUCUCGUGGUUUACGUGGUGAGCAAACUACAGUUGCAUCACUUGAUGUUGACUCGAGGCCUAGCAGCACAAAUGGUACUGAUGUCAUGUACUCCCGGAUUCAUUCUUUGUUCCGUCAAAGAGAAUCACAAUUACGAAGAGUUGCAAGACUUACUUCUCUGUCAUCUGCAUUGAGUUCAACAGAAAGGAUAGUUGAAGCGUAUAUCCGAAGCAAUCCGGUGGGAAGAAACCAGGAACAGCCAACUCCCGCUGAUGAUAGAGUUUCGUUCUCAAGCAUUGCUGCUGUAAUGAACUCGGAAAGUCAAAUGGACACUGCUGCCGAAAUAGACUUUGGAGUAUCGCUUUCAUCUUCAUCUUCCAGAAGAAGAAAUGAUAGUUUCCAGGUUUCAGAUAUUGACAGCAGCGACACUCGAGCGCAUAGAAGGAGACGACUGAACUAGGAGUUUGAGAGAUGAUCUUGUGUGCAGGAACUGCUCGAUAAUAGUUUUAACUGCAUUCCAUUUACAAAGAAGUCGGCUUCUAUUUUUUCAAUUUCUAGGAGGAUGAACAUCAAAGUUUCAAAUACGUUGUGCUUGGGAAAACAAAUUUGUAGGGGGGCCUAGAAAGAAGACCCAUCUUUACUCUCCAUGUGCAUAAACCUUUCAUGAUGCUACAGUUUUCCACUUUGAAUCAUUGUUUCGUAAAGAUGUGGGAGAGUUUAUUUUCGUAGCCAACUUUCUUAUCUGUAUUACGCUCAUGAACCAAGUAUUUUGUUUAAUAAUCAGUUCAUACCGAAACUACAAUUGAUGGAAUUCAGUUGGUUGGUCAUGGGAAGGGAGAUGUGCAGGUUCUCAUAAUUGAUCCCCAAAAAGUAUUUUGGGUCAGUACCUAUUGAAUAUUCAGUACAAAAUGCAUUUGACAAUCUCUUACCAAAUGCACAUUUCUACAAUAACAAGACCUUGGAUCUAUGGUUAAGUGCAUGGAUAGACCAAGGGCAUAA
Messenger RNA from Hibiscus syriacus, 1888 nucleotides. RefSeq lists its product as uncharacterized. Gene Ontology annotation, biological process: ubiquitin-dependent protein catabolic process. The transcript has a single exon. Gene Ontology annotation, cellular component: endoplasmic reticulum. Gene Ontology annotation, molecular function: ubiquitin protein ligase activity; ubiquitin-like protein conjugating enzyme binding. Lineage: Eukaryota; Viridiplantae; Streptophyta; Magnoliopsida; Malvales; Malvaceae. The record is from RefSeq and is a predicted model, not a curated record. Bases 99 to 1349 code for a protein of 416 amino acids.